AUGAGCCCUCUUGCGUAUAUCUUGUUUGGAGGGACAAUCGGCCUGGGAAUGCAUCAUGGUCUCUUCAUCCAUGGCGAAUGGCAUAUCCAAGCUCCCUUGAUUGUCCUUUAUCAUUUUACCUGCUUCUCUGUCCUGUUGAUGACCAUCAGUCAUGCCGAAUGGUUGAUCGGGGGUUAUCUUCUCUCCCUCUACACUAGCAUUGCCGUCUACCGGCUCUUCUAUCAUCGAUUGAAUUCCUUUUCUGGCCCGGUGCUGGCGCGGACGACCAAGCUAUGGCAUGUGUGGAAAGCACGCCAUCGCCAGAACCAUCUCGUCUUGCUUGAUCUCUACCAGAGAUAUGGGGAAGUCGUGCGAACCGGUCCCAGCGAGGUCACCGUCUUCCAUCCAGACGUCUUCAUGGCCAUUGAUGGACCAACGAACAAAUGCGUCAAGUCGGAAUGGUACGAUCUGUUGCAUCCCGACCGCGCACUGGUGACGGUGCGAGUCAAGGAAGUGCAUUCGGCACGCCGUCGGCAGUGGAAUCGAGGAUUCUCCUCCAAGGCCCUCGAUCAAUACUCGGAGCGAAUCCUCGCCUUCAUCGACCAGCUGGACCACUGCAUCGAGAAAGACAUUGCCGCUGGCCGUGUCUCCGAGGCCACCGACUUGUUCUACUGGCUGGGAUUCGACCGCAUGGGCGACUUCAUCUUCAGUCGAACCUUUGACAUGCUCUCCCGACAGGCAUGGCAUCAUAUCAUUCUCCUGUUGCAGCGGGCGCUGUCGAUCCUGGGCCCCCUCAGCCCGGUCCCAUGGCUGAUCCAUAUCGCUUUCAAGCUCUUCCCGCGGGUUUGGGUCCUGCGCGACUGGUUUAACAUGAUGACCUGGUGCGAGGCCCAGAUGCGCAAGCGCAUGCAGGUUAUGCCCGACGAUCCCACCAAGGUUCCCGACGUCGCCCACUACCUCAUCCAGGACGCCAACGACAGCCCCCAGGACAAAGGCUGGCUCACUGGCGAUAGCAUCCUGGCCAUCGUGGCCGGUAGCGAGCCUACGGCUGCCGUUCUCGUGGGCGUCUUUACCGAACUAGCCAGGCAUCCCCAGCAUGCGGAGACGAUCCGGCGGGAGAUGCAGCAGCUCGAUAUCCGCGACGCUCGGGCUCUCGCACAGCAUUGUCCGCAUCUCGACGCGGUGAUCUUCGAGGCGCUACGACUCUAUCCAGCCCUGCCGACCGGGGGAAACCGCAAGACGUUGCAGGAGGGCACGACGAUCGGAGGCACGUUUAUUCCUCCCGAGACGACGAUAGUGGCGCCGCGGUUCGUCAUUUCCAGAAGAGAGGACUGCUUUGAGCAAGCCGAUCAGUUCAUUCCGGAACGCUGGACGACGCGACCAGAAAUGGUCCGCAAUCGCGCAGCCUUUGCCCCAUUUGGAACAGGCCACCAUAGCUGUCUAGGCCGAGCGCUGGCCAUGAACGACAUGCGUCUGGUGACGGCACGACUGGUGCAAAAGUACAACUUCCGCUUCCCACCCGGCGACAAGGGCGAGGCUGUCUUGCGGGAUCUGAGGGAUCAGUUCACCUCGAACCCGGGUCGGUUGCGAUUGAUCUUUGAAGUACGGAAGAAGAGGAACCCGAGUGACUCGGAUUAG
Aspergillus clavatus NRRL 1 is the source of this 1617-nucleotide messenger RNA. Its product is annotated as cytochrome P450. Gene Ontology annotation, molecular function: oxidoreductase activity, acting on paired donors, with incorporation or reduction of molecular oxygen; monooxygenase activity; iron ion binding. The transcript has 6 exons. The record is from RefSeq and is a predicted model, not a curated record. Bases 1 to 1617 code for a protein of 538 amino acids. NCBI's taxonomy places the organism in Eukaryota, Fungi, Ascomycota, Eurotiomycetes, Eurotiales, Aspergillaceae.